UCGGCGGUGACGUGACGGGGCGCGCGCCUCACGUCAGUGGGCGGGGCCUGCGUCCAGGCUCCUCCAUCGCGGGUCCCCGCUGCCAGUCCAAAGCGGCUCGGCCAAUGGGCGGCCGGGACGCGGCAGGCGCGCCCCCCCCCCCCCACCCCCCGCUGAGCCAACUUCUCGGCCCCGCCCCCCUCCUUGAGCUGUCCUCUCCGCGAGCGUGAACGCGCAUGCUCCCCCUCCCCGCCCCCUCCCGCCACCACUAGGUCGAGUCGAGGAGGAGGAGGAGGAAGAGGAGGAGGAGGAGGAGGGAUGAGGCGCGCGGCGGAGGGGAAAUGGCUGCCGAAAACAAGCCGGAAGGACUGAAGAAGAUUAGGAAUCCAGAGCGAAUGGUCAGGAUCGCUGUUGGUUACACGGGACACACCCCUCCCAAGAGUGAUGACACCGACGCCAACAGUGAGCCAGGCCAGUUGAAGAUCUACCUUCCCAAGAAGCUGCUGGAGUGUCUGCCCAAAUGUUCCUCUCUGCCCAAGGAGCGCCACCGCUGGAACACUAACGAGGUGAGGAGGUGGCACGCCCGUGAAGGGAGGAUGUGGGAUGUGGGAAGAGCAGAUAAACAAACAGGAGGAUAG
This is a messenger RNA of Nerophis ophidion (straightnose pipefish), 617 nucleotides long. RefSeq lists its product as uncharacterized. Bases 321 to 617 code for a protein of 98 amino acids. The transcript has 3 exons. The record is from RefSeq and is a predicted model, not a curated record. NCBI's taxonomy places the organism in Eukaryota, Metazoa, Chordata, Actinopteri, Syngnathiformes, Syngnathidae.